CGAGAAGUCGACUCGAACACACGCACUUACGUAUCUUGUAAAUUAUUAUUUUCAUAUAUUUCUGAAACUCGGCUAUCUGUGUUAAUAAGCAACAAGCAGGUUGUGUUUUGUUUUAUUAUAUAGCAAACAGGAGUUCAUUGCAUUUACUGCUAUUCGCUGUCGUGUCUUGUCUAGUUAUAAAAUAAAAUACAAUAAAUUUUCGAAAUGUUACGGCAACCCAAUUAUAUUUAUGGGCCAAAUACGACCUUAGUACCGGCGACGAUUAAUUUUGGUGAAUACAUGUUGCAACAACUAUGGAAACAUAAGGAUAAUACCGCUUUGAUAAAUGCAGCCACAGAAGAAAGGAUAACCUAUUCAGAAAUACUGCAACAAUCAAUGAAUUUCGCUAUCUCCCUCACCCGUAUGGGUAUUAGAAAGGGAGACACGAUUGGUCUGAUCUCUGAGAAUAGAUUCGAAUACUGGGGAGUGGUUAUAGGGGCUGCUUGCGCAGGCGCUGUAGUGUCUCCUAUAAGCGUAGGAUAUGUUAAGGGCGAACUCCAACACGUAACGAACAUAUCAAAACCAAAAUACAUAGUCUGUUCGCCAUCACUGUACAAAACACACGCUCAAACUAUAUCUUCAAUGAAAUUCGUCAAAAAAGUAAUCUUGUUCGGUGAAGAAAAACAAAAUGGGACCCUUUCAUACAACGAUAUGGUUUUGGAAAGCAAUGGUUGUAUAAAAAAUGUGAAAUAUGAAGAGUUUAGAUGUGCAGAAGUUGCCGGUCAGAGUGAUACGUUAGUCGUUAUGUAUUCAUCUGGGACCACCGGACUGCCUAAAGGAGUGAUGAUUACACAUUUGAAUAUACUGACUUUGAUGUGUUCACGCGGUUUCGCUGACCCAUCAAAAGCCUUAAUUUCCAUUGCUCCUUGGUACCAUGCCAUGGGAUUUGCGGGCUGUUUAAACGGAUUGUCAAACGGAGUAUGCUUCGUCUGCAUUCCCAAGUUCGACAUCGAUCUGUAUCUGCGAACUAUUGAAAAGUAUAAGGUAGCUCAACUAACAGUGGUUCCGCCGAUCCUAGUGGCUCUCUGCAAGGACCAGACCAAGAAGUAUGACCUCAGCUCAGUGCUGUUCAUCCUAUCAGGAGCUGCACCCCUACGGAAGGAUAUCAUUGCUGCUGCACAUGUGAAAUUCCCCAACCUGGUGAUGGUGAUGCAAGGCUACGGAGCGACGGAGCUGACGCUGGGAGUCCUGGGUUUCUUCCCAGACAGCUUUAGAGUGGACAAGAUCGGCAGUGUCGGUGUCGUUGUACCUAAUGUUGUGUUAAAGGUAGUAGAUCUAGAAACAGGUAAAGCCUUAGGACCUAACCAGAGUGGAGAACUACGUGUAAAGGGGGAAUUGCUGAUGAAAGGCUACGUCGGCAGGGAGCGAGGUGAUGAACUGGAUCCCGAGGGUUUCUACCGGACUGGAGACAUUGCUUACUAUGAUGACGAUGGCUACUUCUAUAUUGUGGAUCGGCAGAAGGAGCUUAUCAAGUAUAAGGGGUAUCAGGUACCACCAGCAGAGUUAGAAGGAGUCCUGCUGCAGCAUGAAGGCAUCAGGGACGCGGCAGUCAUAGGCGUCGAAGACAAGGCUGCAGGGGAGCUGCCUCUGGCGUUCGUGGUGCGGCAGCCAGGGUCCAAUGUCACGGAGAAGGAGGUCAAGGACUUCGUGGCUGAGAGGUUAUCGAACCCCAAACACUUGCGAGGUGGAGUCCGUUUUGUAGAAGAAAUACCGAAGACACCCAGUGGGAAGAUUUUGAGAGCGAAAUUAAGGAAGAUGUUCAAAUCUAACUCUAAGAGUAAAUUAUAAAGAAAUGUUUGUAUUUAAGUGUAGAAGAGCCAUGCUUUGACCGGAGUGAUACCACGGCCUCACCGAAAACCGACGUGAAACAACGCUUGCGUUGUGUUUCGUUGGGUGGGUGAGGUUCCCGGAGGCCCAAUUCCCUCCUUCUCAAUUCCUGAUUCCCCAACAACCCUUAAAUUCUUAACCCCCAAAAGGCCGGCAACGCACUUGUAAUGCCACUAGUGUUUCAAGCGUCUAUGGGCGACGGCGAUUGCUUACCAUCAGGUGAUACGUCUGCUCGGAGUGUUCCAUUAAAAAAAUGAUCGCAUGGCGUUAUAAUAUUAAGUUUCUAGAGACUCGUUUUGCGUCAGUUUUGUUAGCAAUUUAAUAGUUAUAAGCUAUUAGAUACCUACAAAGAAUUGUCGACAAAAAAAUCGUAAUAAUAGUUUGUUCGACCCCGGCAUUGAACCUGAAACUUCGUGAUCGAUUCCACUAACGAGUUCAAUGACUUUUGAGUUUCUAUUAUGUCGAUACACCUUUGCCUGCCUUUUAAUAAAACAUAGGGAUAGCUAUUGUUAGAGUGUUUUAACACCAGAGAUGUGCUAUGUAGCUAUACUGCUCAAUAUAUCUAUGAAAAUAUAGUGUAUGCUCAUAAAAACAUAAAAUUAUUUAAAAAGUACAGUGAUAUACACAAUAUCAACACUAGAAAUAAAAAUAAAUAUGUUGUUCCUACUACUAGAGUUAAGAAAAUAAGCGGUUCGUUUAGAUGUCAAUGUAUACGCUUUUACAAUAAAGUUCCCAGCCAUAUUCAAAGUUUAAACCUAAGUAAAUUUAAAAAUGUUAUUAAAGAAAAACUUUGUAGUAAAGCUUUUUAUAAAAUAAAAGACUACUUGGAGGAUAGUCAGGCUUGGGAAUGAACUGCUAUAAUGUCCACACAGGUCUUGCUGACAUGUUUGUAACAUAUAGUUACAUUUUUUAUACAAUUUGACAUUAACAUAAUUUGACAUUGUUUUAUAUAUUUUUUUUCCUUUUAUAUUUUUAUAUUUCCUUUUUAAAAUUGUUAGUUUGAGGACCGUGUGAGACUUUUGCUAGUCAUUUUAUUUUUAGUAAAUUAUAUUCUGACAGUUUGAGCAUUUGUGUGGCCUACCCAAAUGUUCUUUUGGUUGGUGUUGUUCGUCGGAUCAUUCAGCAACAGCCGUCAGCUGAGCUGAUUGUAAACUGACACAUGCGUGCUGCCAUCUGAACAGGUCCGCUCAAACUGCUGUGGUUCUUUCCUCAAAAGACCACUACAGAAUCAACUUGCACGGUUCUCCGACAUCUUUAAUUGAUUUUGUCUGGACUUUAAAAGAGACUAUGACCUCUGAGUUUGUUUCGGCAUUUCUUCUCAGAGUAGUCGGAUAGGAAAUGCCGGCCUCAUCUAGUUAUUUAAGAGAUUGACGUGUAAAAGUGUUAUUUUAUAACCUAUUUGCAAAAUAAAUAUCAUUUAUCAUUUAUCAUUUACUGCGAGGAUAUAAUAGUUAAGCUGUGAAACUUUGUGACUGUUUCCACUGAUACUAAGCUAUGUAGCUGUGCGAGUAGAUGUGCUAUAGAGAUGCGCCGCCGCAAAGUAGCUGUGCGAGGAAGAUGCGCUGCUCGAUUAUGCGAUGUAUCGAUAUUUAGCACACAUCGAUAUCUCGUAUCCAUUGCUCGAAUCUUUCCAUAUAAAAAAACAUAUCUUAGUAGAGUCCGUCCCCACCAAUACAAAGCUAUAUGUACCAAUGAAUAUGAUUGGUGGAAGCGAAACGCAACGUAGCAUAGCACAUCUCUGCUGGAAAAGUCCCCUUAAUCUUUGAUACUCAGUCAAAAUCAACGCAUAGAAUGUAAGUUUUAUUUUAAUAUCUAAUUGUAAUUAUUAUGUAAAUAAAACCAAAAGUGUACAAUACUUAUA
Messenger RNA from Spodoptera frugiperda (fall armyworm), 3727 nucleotides. Its product is annotated as luciferin 4-monooxygenase-like. Gene Ontology annotation, biological process: fatty-acyl-CoA biosynthetic process; long-chain fatty acid metabolic process. The record is from RefSeq and is a predicted model, not a curated record. Gene Ontology annotation, molecular function: long-chain fatty acid-CoA ligase activity. The coding region runs from base 205 to 1827 and encodes 540 amino acids. The transcript has 9 exons. NCBI's taxonomy places the organism in Eukaryota, Metazoa, Arthropoda, Insecta, Lepidoptera, Noctuidae.